UUGAUUGAUUGACUUUUAAAACAACGUUAUCUUAACCAAAUACAGAGGCAACCUUGUUCUCUUUAAUUUAUGCCAUUUAACACAACAAAAUGACAUGGAAAAGAGAGAAAAUUUAAAUUCAAAUUAGGGCAUUAUGGUCAACUUAGAGGUGGAUGAAAAUGUCACAUGAAAGGAUUUAUAAGAAAGAAAUGCUAGCAAAUAUCCGAUAUUUUCACAGCAGAUAAACUCCUCUCACGAAGCCUAGACAAACAGCAGUGACGUUUAUCCAUGUAUCGGAGAGUUGAGAGUUGUUACAAUAUAGAAGUGGAAAAGUGAUCAAGCAUUGCGUUGUGUCAAACCAGAGAUGCACACGCAUGUGAAAUGGCAGGAUUAUUAAUUAACAGACAUGAAAAUGGCCAUUCCUAAAUCCACUCAUGCCUUUCUAACAAGGAAAUUGCCCUGAAUAUUCGACAGUAAAAAAUCUAAAGGAGUAAUGCUGCUCCAAACAGUAACCAUGAAUUAAGGGUUUAAUCGUCGAAGAACCCUCUAUCAUGAAAAAUACAUAGUUUAAAACGGUGAAACACGAAGUUGGUACUUAAUAAAAGCUCAGUUACCAUGAAUCUGGCCAUGAAUAGACGUGUGACUGUUUUAAAUAACUAUGUAAUCAAUAUCCCAACCGCAGUUUAAUUGUCACUUAGUCUGCACUCAUAUAAAGCAUAAGCAUUUGUAUGCAAUAAGUUGAACAUAUUGAUACGGCAUGAUAAGUCGUGAAAUAAACUGUGGAUGCUAUUAGUUUGGAGUGAACCUGCUAAUUUUCAGGAUCGGGAAUACAUAUAUAAGAAUUCAUAGCAGCAGACCAUUUCCGCAGAUGCAUCUUACAGAAAGACCAGGCAUCACCACAGCAAUGGAGAAAACUACAACUGAGGCAACAACGAUUGGCUAUGGUUCUACAGGAAUAUACCUUAACUUUGCCAACAUGUCAUUCGAAGAAAUUCAAAGGCGACUAGACAAUUUCAGUCAAGAACAACCCGAGAAUUUGGAUAUUUUGCAGGACCAAAGAUGGAGAAUUGCUACAGUUGUGAUUUAUAGUAUUGUGAUACUGUUUGGAUUCCUGGAGAAUAUGGUAAUCGUGUGUGUUCUUAUAAAACAUCAGCACCUGCAUGUGCCAACGAACAUUUUCAUCCUGGGACUGGCAACCUCUGAUAUUCUUCUAUGUGUGUUCAACUUGCCGCUUCAGCUUCAUUACCAACUCACUAACCAGUGGGCAUUCGGAAAAGCGUUGUGCAAAGUUGUAAUGCCCACUUAUGGUAUACCAGUGUUCGUCUCCACCAUGUCGAUUUUAAUGAUUGCCAUUGACCGAUACAUUCUCAUAGUUCAUCCAUUCCGCAAACGCAUGACAUCCCAAAUGGCUGUUGGGCUGGUUGUCUCUAUAGCUACACUUGCUGUAGUACUGACGAUUCCACUUUUCAUUCAAAUGGAGUACACAGUAAUAGACUUUCCUGAACUUAAGAUUUAUCAAACGUACUGCUCUGAAAUGUGGACAAGUUUGAAACUUCGACAUACAUACACUGUUUCUAUUCUAGUUGUUCAAUAUUUUAUGCCCCUAAUAGUGACAUCAUUCUUAUACAUACGAAUCGGUAAUGUGUUGAGACGAAGACCUAUCAAAAAGAAGGAAAAACGGCAUAAACACAAAACGAACAAAAUACUCAUUGCCAUAGUUUUGUUUUAUGCAAUUUGCUGGACACCCUGGACAAUGCUUGCUCUUAUGUUGGAGUUUUACCCAACCAUCAUUCCCGGAAGUCAUAUUAAACUAUUUGAUCUUCUCCUCAAAAUAUUCGCAAUGGGGUCGGCGUGUAUAAAUCCUUUCAUGUACGGAUGGCUCAAUGACAACUUUCGAAAGGAGUUUAACAUACUGAUGCGAAGACAAAGUAGAAGUCGUGUGAAAACAAACGGAAAUACAUACUCUUUGGCGGAACAUUCCAAAACAGAACCAUUGUUUGACACGUGUAAAUGUCCAACGGCCAUGAUGUAAUGUUCAAGGAUAAUUGUUAUUUCUUGAUUGCUUGGAAAACAUAGGUUUUAUCAUUGCACGGUGUUGAAUACAUUUCAAUAUAAAAUGAAAUGGGCAUGUAAACAUUGCUAUUAUUUACAAUAGUUUAUGUACGAAUAUUUACAUGAACUUCAUUUCUGAAACGUAAGCAACGUGUACUUGACUUUUUUUAAUCAUUUCUGAAAAAACAACAACAUUGUUUGAUUAGUUUAUUUGAAACGGAGUUACAAAUUGCAUCUACAAAUGUGCAUUACUUUUUGAUAAUAUAUAUGAA
Messenger RNA from Mya arenaria, 2303 nucleotides. RefSeq names its product neuropeptide F receptor-like. The record is from RefSeq and is a predicted model, not a curated record. Bases 848 to 2011 code for a protein of 387 amino acids. NCBI's taxonomy places the organism in Eukaryota, Metazoa, Mollusca, Bivalvia, Myida, Myidae. Gene Ontology annotation, molecular function: neuropeptide Y receptor activity. Gene Ontology annotation, biological process: G protein-coupled receptor signaling pathway. Gene Ontology annotation, cellular component: membrane. The transcript is spliced from 2 exons.